Messenger RNA from Schistosoma intercalatum, 5011 nucleotides. NCBI's taxonomy places the organism in Eukaryota, Metazoa, Platyhelminthes, Trematoda, Strigeidida, Schistosomatidae. The record is from the annotation of a GenBank genome assembly.
AGUAAUUUUUGUAACAACAAAAAUAGAAUCCACAAUUUUUUCUGUAAUUUGUCACACUUUAGUGUAACCACAAUUUUAUUCAAUAUCUGUUGUUUUGCUGUAUCACUUGUUAAAAGACGAUGAUAAUUGUUUCGAUGAAUGAUACACACCUCUACUCCCGGGUGGUUUAAAAUAUAAAACACUACCUACGCCGUUUGUUCUUCUGUUUUAUUGGCCACCGUUUUGAUUGAAGACUAUAAUAGUAUUAUAACAUCAUUAUAGGCCUUCCGACUCAACGUUGGACUUUCGGCACGGAUUACUAUUGUCUAAUACUAUUGGACUCCGUCUUCCUCAUUACGUCAUUGGUGCAGUCACUUGCAGAGGAACACCUGUCAAUCAAGUGAACUCAGUUUGUGGUCGUUGUCCUCACGAGGCAGUUAACAAGUAACAUUCAUUCUAUAGUAACUGUUAGCGUCUGUUUUGUUUAAUAUACCUUUUGUAUUGCUAACGGUAUUUUAUUACCUUUGUUUUUACUAGCGGAAAGACAUGUAGGUUUCUCAACCAUUAAUUUGUUUUGGUAUAUCAUUGUUAACCUAGUGUAUCAAUAUAUCUUGUGUAAGCUCCUUUUGUUUGGGGACCACCAUAAAUUUGGUGAGCCCGUAAAUUAUUUUUUCUAUCGAAACUACUUUUGAGUUCACUCACAGACAUUAGGGCGUUAUUUUACCCUUGGCAGUAUUUAAAUUUUCGUAUAUUUGUAAUGUACUCAUCCGAAACUGAAGGCAUUAGCCAGGAUAACAUUUCAGCAGAGCUACACGCUCUAAAUUUGAUAAAUGUGCCCCCAUUCGGCCGAUUAAAUCCUCGCAUUUGGUUUGCGCAAGUAGAAGUACAAUUUCAGCGUCGCAACAUACGCUCACAGGCAUCUAAAUACUCUUUUGUGCUUGGAUUACUACCCACUGAAGUUGCAUCUGAGGUGUCAGAUUUGAUAGAUAGUAUUCCUGCACCUAAUCCAUAUGAUCAAUUGAAGCAGGCAAUUAUUCAACGUUUCUCAUUAUCUGAUAAAAGAGAUUACAGCAGUUACUGCACGAUUGUGAGCUAGGCGACAAAUCACCGUCUCAAUUAUUACGACACAUGAGACAAUUAGCUGGCCCUUAUAAAUUUGAUGACGCCUUCCUCAAGGAAAUUUGGCUACAACGUUUGCCAACAGUAGUUAGGCAAAUUCUUUGCGCCUCUAGCCAACCAUCAAAUUUAGAAAGUCUUGCCAGUAUGGCCGAUAAAAUUUUAGAAGUUACGCCCUGUACUACACCUUACGUACAGGCAAUAUGAGAAACUUCGAACGAUAAGCAAACUCCCACCAUAGCAUCGUUAACUGCUGAACUGGGCGAACUACGAGCACAACAUGAACGAACUGUCACCAGUCUUGAAAAUAAACUGGAUGCAUUACAAUUAAUAAUCUCCAACUUCAGAUCUACAAGACCUCGCUCUAGUUCUUGAGGGAGUAAGAAUCGAGAUAACUCAAACAGAAACAAAAACGACGACAACAUAUGUUGGUACCAUAAAAAAUAUGGUGAAAAAGCUAGGAAAUGUGUUACGUCUUGUAAAUUUUUCAAGUCAUUUUCCUCAACAAAACGUGUCAACCAAACCAUGGUAGCGACAAAUGUUUCUGGUCGUGCGCCUACUCGUCUUUUCCACGUUCUUGAUAAAACUUCAUGGUACAAAUUCUUAGUAGAUACUGGAGCUGAAGUUAGUGUCAACCCAGUUACCUUAGCCAAUAAACCUAUUGCUAAGAGUGGAAAAUAUACCCUAAGGGCAGCUAAUAAAACAGAAAUAAAGACAUUUGGCGAACAAUUUCUAAAAUUAGACUUGGGAAUUAGACGUAAUUUAACCUGGGUGUUUAUUAUUGCGGAUGUCCGUCACCCUAUACCAGGUGCAGAUUUUCUCAGUUUCUACAACCUAGUAGUUGACGUUAAGAGAAGAAAACUUAUUGAUUCCUGUACGAACCUUCAAAUCCAGGGAAUUCAGUCGGACUACCACAUACAUAGUAUUAAAAUUGACACCCCAGGGAACGACAUAUUCGCCACCAUUCUAUCUAAAUUUCCCAAAAUAACGAAACCAGACUAUAGUGAAAACACUGUCCAACAUUCUGUAGUACACCGGAUCAUCACAAAAGGUCAACCAACCUCGGCACGUCCACACCGAUUACCACCGGACGAAGUGAAUGUUGCAAAAGCUGAGUUUGAUCAUAUGAUGCAGCUAGGUAUAAUACGUCCGUCAAGUAGCCCCUGGGCAUCCCCACUCCACAUGGUGCCCAAACGAGACCAAGAUUGGCGACCCUGUGGUGAUUAUAGAUCAUUGAACAACCUGACAUUACCGGAUCGCUACCCAAUCCCUCAUUUGCAUGAUUUUUCUCUCACAUUACAUGGCAAGCAAAUUUUUUCUAAAAUUGAUCUUGUGCGAGCGUACCACCAGAUUCCAGUAGCAUCCGAGGACAUAGCAAAAACAGCCAUCAUUACUCCAUUUGGUUUGUUUGAAUUCCUAAGAAUGCCUUUUGGAUUAAAGAACGCCGCACAAACAUUUCAACGAUUUAUGGAUGAGGUCACUAAAGGCCUAGAUUUUGUUUUCGUGUAUAUUGAUGAUGUCUUAAUAGCUAGCAGUUCGCUCCAUGAACACGCUGAUCACCUACAUCAAUUAUUCGGAAGAUUUCAGAAAUAUGGCAUAGUGAUUAACCCAUCCAAAUGUAUUUUCGGAGUUGAGAGUUUAGAGUUUUUAGGUCACUUGAUCGACAAACAUGGAAUUAAACCUUUGGAUACAAAAAUAGAAGCCAUCAGGAAUUUUCCAGAACCAGACUCAUUGAAUAAAAUUCGACGUUUCUUGGGGAUGAUCAAUUUUUAUCGUCGCUUUAUUCCACAUUGCUCAGCCAUCCUACAACCUUUGACGGAGGUGUUAAAAGGUAAAGUCAAAAAGUUUACAUUACCCUCCCAAGCGAAAGAUGCCUUUUCUGCAGCUAAAACAGCAAUCGCUUCUACUACCAUGCUGACCUACUUAAGCCCUGAUCCGGAAGCAACACUAAUUCUGUGUACAGAUGCAUCACAGGCAGCAGUAGGUGCAGUACUACAACAGCGAGUUAAUGAUGAGGUCAAACCACUUGCCUUCUUUUCAAAGAAGCUAGAACCAACCCAAACUCGAUAUAGCACUUUCGGUAGAGAACUAUUGGCUAUUUAUCUAGCUGUUAAACAUUUUAACCAUUUACUGCAAGGCAGAGACUUUGUGAUACUCACUGAUCACAAACCUUUAACCUAUGCCUUUAACGCGAAAAGUGACCGUUAUUCCCCUAGAGAAAUACGACAAUUGGAUUAUAUUUCCCAAUUUUCGACCAACAUACAGUUUAUAAAAGGUGAGUCAAAUGUUGUUGCGGAUACUUUGUCACGUUUCAAUGUCGAUGCAAUUUCCUCCACCAAAGGAAUCGAUUUAUUAGACAUGGCACGUUUGCAGACAGAUGAUCCUGACCUUGAUGCUUGUAAACAAAGUUCGAGCUUGUCCUUAAACAGUGUUCCCAUACCGCAUUCUGACUCUACUAUCAUUUGUGAUACUUCUACUGGAACGCACAGACCUUUUGUGCCAAUAGUGUACAGAAAAAGAGUUUUUGAUUGUCUUCACUCACUAUCCCAUCCAGGGAUUCGUGCUACUGUGAAACUGAUUGCCGAAAGAUUUGUUUGGCCAAAGAUGAAUGCAACUAUAAAAAAAUGGACCAGGACUUGUGUACAAUGUCAACGCAGUAAAAUACAUAGACAUACGAUUACAACAUUUAGUCUACUCGACCAUCGUUUUCAACAUGUUCAUGUUGAUUUGGUUGGUCCUCUGCCCCCAUCUAAUGGAUUCACUUACAUUUUUACUGCAGUGGACCGUUUCACUAGAUGGCCGAGCAAGCAUCUAAAUACGUGUAAAUUUGUAUUUGUUCGUGUUGACUCAGUAAGACGCCCUCUACAACAUCCUUAUGAAGGACCAUAUAAAGUAGUUGAGAGGCAAACAAAAUAUUUCACAAUCAAUAAGAACGGAAAAAAAGAAACAGUUUCAAUCGACCGGAUAAAACCUGCUUUUAUAGAAUCUGAAACACAGCUUCCAGUGUUUCCAAAUAAUUCUUCACCAGCUCCGACGAAAUCAAUUUUCGGUAAAACAGACGGUUCUAAGGUUACAGUUUCCACAAAUUUAAAUCCUAGUUCCGACACUUUACCUCUACGAAAACAACUCGUUCAGGAAGACAUGUACAUUUUCCUAAAUGUUAUGUUGAAUUAAUUACUUAAUCUUUAUUCUGUCAUUACCUGUAAUGUGAUUGAAUAUCCAUAUUAGCAGAGUUACUAAUAACAUUUCUUUUUAUGCAAGCAUUUUUUUUCUAAAAAAAUUAUUGUGUACUAUUAGUAUUGAUAAAUUCAUUAUGUUUUUCUCUACAUGUGUAUGUGUUUCAUAUGAUGUUUAUUACUAAUUGUGCAAAGAUAUUCAUUUUCGUUGGACUCGUUCAGUUUAUCACUAAUUGUUUACACAAUUUAUACAUGUAUUUACACUUUUCGGUGAACCCUCAAUUUAAUUACCGUUAUUACUAAUGAUAUUAUUAUUAUUUAUACUCCGUUAUUCUUGUUAAAAUUUGUAUAUACAUUAAAGUCUCUUUACUACAAGAGAAACAUUUUGUUCUUAAAUAUGUAUACACGUUUGAUUUUUUUAAAAUAACAUUUGUUUACCCUAUUCGUUCUGUAAUUUUCUCCACCCUCCAAAGCAUUUAAAGUUUUACGUCGGGCAUACUUUCACUGACGCAUGCCCUAGGGGGGGAGUUAUAUGGUGACAUAUAUUCAGUAAUUUUUGUAACAACAAAAAUAGAAUCCACAAUUUUUUCUGUAAUUUGUCACACUUUAGUGUAACCACAAUUUUAUUCAAUAUCUGUUGUUUUGCUGUAUCACUUGUUAAAAGACGAUGAUAAUUGUUUCGAUGAAUGAUACACACCUCUACUCCCGGGUGGUUUAAAAUAUAAAACACUACCUACGCC